AUGUGUGACUUCACCAAGGAUCAGACUGCAGGAUUCAAGAAGACUUUCCAGCUGUUUGAUCGAUCAGGUGAUGGCAAAAUCCCAUACAGCCAAUGUGGGAACAGGAUGCAGGCCUUGGGCCAGAACCCUAUCAAUGCCGAGGUGUUCAAGGUCCUGGGGAACUCCAAAAAGUAUGAGAUGAGUGUGAAGGUGCUGGACUUUGAGCACUUCCUGCCCAUGCUGCAGACUGUGGCCAAGAACAAGGACCAGGGACCUUGGGAGGACUAUGUUGAAGACCUUCAUGUGUUUGACAAGGAAGGGAAUGGUAUCAUUAUGGGUGCUGAAAUCUGGCAUGUCCUUGUCACACUGGGAGAGAAGAUGGCAGAGGAAGAAGUGGAGAUGCUGGGGGCAGGUCACGAAGACAGCAAUGGUUGCAUCGGCUGUGAAGAGCUUGUCCAGAUGGUGCUGAAUGGCUGA
Microtus ochrogaster (prairie vole) is the source of this 456-nucleotide messenger RNA. Its product is annotated as myosin light polypeptide 6-like. Gene Ontology annotation, cellular component: myosin II complex. Lineage: Eukaryota; Metazoa; Chordata; Mammalia; Rodentia; Cricetidae. Gene Ontology annotation, molecular function: structural constituent of muscle; calcium ion binding. The record is from RefSeq and is a predicted model, not a curated record.